AUGUUUAAAGUGAAAUUGUUGGUGCUCGGACCAAUGGGGUGUGGAAAAACAGUUUUGUCAAACUUUUUGUCCCGUGCUACGGAAAUGUCAAAUAUUUCCCCAACAGUUGGAGUCAGAAUUUUGGAAUUUGAACAAUCUGUGGAUCUGGAAGGCCGCAAUACUAGUGUGGAUGUGGAGUUGUGGGACUGCAGUGGAGACCAUGUAUAUGAAUCUUGUUGGCCAGCUUUUGCUCAGGGGGUCAAUGGAAUUCUAUUUGUGUUCAAUCCACAUCGUUCAAAUCAUGACAAAGAACUGGAAAACCUAUUCUCUUACUUCGUGGGCCAAUCAGGGCUCAGCCCUAAAUGUUGCCUGUGCCUCAGCAACCAACUGCCAGAGUCCCUCAAUGCAAGGCUCACAAGUGAACCCCCCCCAUCUUUUCACAACGUGCACUGCAUAGAGAGCAAUCUGGAAACGAACCCUGAUGCAGUUAGGGACGAAUUUAAAUUAUUUUUAUCUUCAGUUCUGGUGGCAAUAUCAGACAAACAGAAUCAAGAAGAACUGAGCAUCAUGAAUCGCAGAUAA
Molecule: messenger RNA, 561 nt
Organism: Acanthosepion pharaonis
Lineage: Eukaryota; Metazoa; Mollusca; Cephalopoda; Sepiida; Sepiidae
Source: the annotation of a GenBank genome assembly